Messenger RNA from Cadophora gregata, 1641 nucleotides. RefSeq lists its product as uncharacterized. The transcript is spliced from 5 exons. Bases 1 to 1485 code for a protein of 494 amino acids. The record is from RefSeq and is a predicted model, not a curated record. NCBI's taxonomy places the organism in Eukaryota, Fungi, Ascomycota, Leotiomycetes, Helotiales, Ploettnerulaceae.
AUGGAUUCCGACGAUGAUACUGACACCAACAAGCUGUUGCUGGGCGGCGGCGACGAACCCUUUCGGCUCCAGCCAUUAGAAAGACUCGAAGGGCUAAUCAGCGAGAUCAACAACAUCCAGGCCGCGUUGCCAGAGCUUGUAACCCUACGCAAUGGUAUGGAGAUACUCCACCGUCAAAAUAUUAACCUCUGUGUCCGAGUAGCUAUGGGGGAGAUAGUGGCAAACUCUGGCACCGAAGAUCCAGUUUCGAAAGAAAACAGAGCCAAAGAUGCGAAGGAUUUCGAAGAUCUGGGUGAAAGUAUUGCCAAAUUACAAUUUCGUCUUGAGCAACUGUCUAGCACAUCAGCAUACAAGAGGCUUUUGCAGCGAAAGCAGGAGCUCGAAUCAGAUCUCAGAAUGGAAAGUGCGAAGGUACAAGCAAAGGAAGAAGCCAUAGUUGACUCCAUGAUGAUCAGAGAGAGUCUGGAGAGAGAUUUGGUAAGACUUCAUGAAGAUCACAGCGCAGCAAGUACAACCAACGUCAAAAGUGUCAAAGCUCUAGAAGACAGAGUAAAAGAGGUCGAAAGCUCUUUGGACCGAGCUGCGAGAAAGUAUGCAGACUUGGAUCUGGACCACGGCAAACUUUUGGAGAAACUUCAAGGUAACAAUCAGAGCACCGCAAAAUGGACAGAUCAUAAGAAAGCUUUGGAAGCCCAAGUGGAGAUCCUGCGAGGAGAUAAAUCGAAGCUGGAAACUGAACUUAGCAGAUUACGAAGUCAAUCAAGGGCACUGCAAGCCGAAAAGGAAGACCUCAGUUGCCAGGAGGCGGACUCAGAACUGAGAAGACUCAGGACUGUCAAUUCGAAUGUCCGAAGCGAAACCAUAAGGUUGAAGACCAUAGUCCGAGAACUUGAAGACAAGGCUAGCAUCGCAGAGAGACUGGGACCGAAGGUCAACGAGGAGCUGGAGCGUCAAAAAAGGAAAAAGAACCAGUGGAAGGAGUACGCCAAUCAACUCAAGCAGUCUCUUGAAGAGAAAGAGGCGGAGUUAGAAAAGGCCCAGGCAGACAAUCAUGGACUUGCAACAGAGCUCAAGCGAAUCUAUGAUCGCGCCAAGCAAGACGCUGCCAAUAUCUCCCGUCUGUAUUUAUCACACACAGAUGAAGCACAAGAUGAGGCUGGCGAUGAGGGCGAAGACGAAGCGGAGAAUGGAGGCGAAGAUGCGAAUGAUACAGGGGAUAGUUGCAGGCUGCCUGCUCUACAGGGCUUCAAGCAGCCAGUCUAUAAUAUGGUGGUGGGGUAUCGCGAUGCGGGCGGCCCACGACGUCGUGUCUCACAGGGAAAUGUACCGCAGGACGAUUCCGAGAUGCCAGACGUAGCUCUGAAGCCCAAGUCUGAGAAUUUGGUGCCUCCUGGAUACUCAAUUGUCAAAGAGCAUUUGAGGAAAAUCUCCGACCGCACGUCCCGUCCAAAGGUCGUGUCAUCAGGCGAUGCUGGAGGCUCUUGAAGCUACUUCUGCAUUGAAGUUGAGUUUGAUCGACCUUUUCAUGUGUGCAAGAGUAAUUCACAGCAGGAAAUCGAAUACUGGUAAAGUACAAUCGGAAAUGUACAGAGAAGGGCCCUGGCAGUAGUCUCCCAUGCAACAAACCGAAGCUGACUGAUA